AUGGUAGCUUUAUCUGGCGGUCAAGCCGCAGACGUGGCGUCUGAUACCUCAGCCGGCUCAAUGCAACCCGCUCGCAAGCCGACAACGUCGAGACCGCCUCCCUCGCCGGCCUUUCUUGCCCGACUGGAACGCUUCGAAGCCGAAGCUAGGCAAGAUGCAGCAGGCAGACCUGCUCGGGCGUUGAUGGUACCUGCGCAUGCCCAGCGGUUUCGCAGAGUCAGUCUUCCAGCGUCGUCUGACGCUUCAGCAAGUAAUGAUGGGCCUGAAAGGGUGACAGAUCGAUCGAGACAGGCCACGAGAGUUGUCAGCGCGCAAGUACGGCGGGGGACAGCACCUCAAACGUCGACUCCAAAGCCGAAUGUCGCUGCUGGCCCUGCUACGCGUGGGCGACUUGGUGACAUGGAUUGGCAGCCGCGCGACAGGAGGAUCGACGGACUUCCAGAAAACAGCGAUCACGCAUCCCUGUUUGGUCUGGACAAGGCACCAUCACCUCCGGUGGCGCCCGACAGGACCGACGCUCCCGUGCGUGCACCCUCGUUCGAACAGAACAAGGUUACGCCUUCCAAACCAGUCCCGUCGAGUGGCAAGCAAGCACAUAUAGUGCCGGCGUCCCGACGCGUACGGCGGCAUUCGGAUGCCCCCCUGCAGCCAGCGGCGGGUGGUGACAAUGCCAACCAUCUAGCACUUCUACAUCCAACAUCCCCGGAACUUGCUCAGCCAAGCGCCAGAGCGGUCCAUGCUCGACCUGUGCCUGCUCUUCAGAACAUAUCCUUGGAGCUGCCCAUCAGCGGUCCUUUCUCACGUUUGGCGCCACCCUCCACAUCCCCACAUCAGUGUCCUAUCCCCUCGCCAGCACGAACCGAAAAGCGCCCGCGGAGUGGCCAGACUCGGACAGAUAUACCCAGCCGACAAAGGACGCGAGAUGGGUCUUCGUCGCCGGAUCAUCGACCAUCUCAACCGAAUCAACAAGAUGAAAUACUACACGCACAUGACCCCUUGUCGAGACCGAGCGAAAGCACUGCUGGCCCAAGUCUGUCUUCCACCCCUUCACGUGAUACGAGAGCACCUCCGCGUGAUGCUGAUGGAGUCGUCAAACCGAAGGCGAGGCCUAGCCGGCGGCUGGACCACGGGGGCAAACCCGAAUUUGAAGACUGUCCGUGCAAGUCCCCGGAUGCAUCCAAGCCGACCACUCCGACAUCAAGCAAAUCUCCUGCUGCUGGACUCUCGCCGAUACAGUCUCCGGAUGGCUGUCGUGUUGCCCAGCCAGCAGCCAAGGUGUUCGCAUGUGAUGCCCCGCCGUUGCACCUCCCCGUACUGGACGCCUACUUGGGAGACCCCGUCCGCUUCACCGCACCCAUCUUUACCGACGCAAACGCAAUUGCCACCGAUGAAGAGAGAGAGCUUUACGGUUAUGACAGAAGAAGGGGGAAAUUAGGCAGGGGCGACCUGCUUGAGGUUGCGGGCGCCCAACUUUUGGUGCCCAGUCGAGCUGCAGAGCCCAACACCGGCGUGCGUCGGCGGACAGCGAUGCCCAACAACCCAGUCGAUGAGGACCAAAAGCUGCUGCGUCAAGAGAAUGGAGCUUCGCCUCCGUCCCCUGCAGAUGGAGAUGCAGAUCUGUCAUUGACGCUCAGCACCGGCAUCGUUAGCGAUACCGUCUCACUUGGGGGUUCUUCAUCACUCUCCUCGGCAAGCAAGCCACAAACCAGACUGGAGAUGUUCCCGCCUCUGAUGCUACUAAAAGAGUCAUCGCUCGACGAGCUCAAGUCAAAUGCCGUAGGACCUCGGAAGCCUCCAGGUGGUUUCUUGGCCAAAUUGCCGCCGAUGGGAAGCAUGAUCAGCACCGUUGUCGAUUUUAUCAUUGGUAUGGAGGGCAGCGCCUUUGCUGCGGGCAUCUUCCGACUUGAGCUGCUACGAGACUUUGCCCAAAUCAUGGCUCUGCAGCUGCACUUUGACGUCUCCCCUUCAACGGGCGGGACAGAAAAGUGGAGCGCGAGAUGGAUCAUCUUGCACUUCAUACCGUCUAUAUUGGCGCUUGACUUUGUUAGCAUUCUUGGCAAAGCGCUCAUCUUGUUGCUCAUUUGGAUAAUCGUCGUUGCUGCUUUGCUGAUCAAGUUUUGGAGGAUGACUCGCGCUCCAAACCCGAAUCGCACGAUCGAGGGCUUUGUCUCCCAGCCAUGGUUGUUCACGUCACCGUCCAUGGGCACGAAGCUCGUCAACAUCCUCACCGUCUUCAUCUUGACAACGCUGUACAUCCCUCUAUCCAAGCUGGCAGUCGACACCAUCACUUGGUCCUCGGACUUCUGGCCGGUCCCCAACCCCUAUGCGAACGGCGACAAUGUCGGCGAUCUUGCACCACUUGGUCCCGCAUCGCGUUUUCGAGAUCCGAUGGACUUCUGCUGGACCACCACCAUGCAAAAAGACGAGUUCAAUUUUGCUUGGCUAGCCGUGCCUAUUGCUGUUUUGACAGUGAUCAUAUAUACUCUGUGGUACCCGUACGCGAUGGCGAAGACGAUUCGACCGCUACUGCCCCGCGUCAGCGAUUUCAACGAGCUUGGAGUGCCGCGUAGUGAAGAUGAGAAGGAGGUAGAGUAUCUUCGCCUAUUGGAGCGCGAUCGAUCGCCUCUCAACUUCAUGUACAAGGCUUACAGGAGGCGAUGGGGCUUCUGUGAGUGUUCUAUGUGCUGAGACGAAAGAGUCCCUUGCUGGUCCUGAUUCAAAAGCUCCCCUCAGACAAACCGCUCUACAUCUUAUGCUUUAAGCUGUCGAACAUUUUGGUGAUCGGUAUCGUGACCAAAGAUAACUGCUUGUUCAGGUCCAUGCCUGGACGAACCAUGCUAGUCGUGCAGCAAAGCACUCUCAUCGUCUUGUGGAGUGUUCUUUUCGCCAUCCACCUGUACGUCGUGCCGUUCAACGAUCGGAUCAGCAACCGGUCAGAACUGGUAAGUAGCCAACGCGUCCAAGCGUGAGACGCUUUUGCUUAUCAUAGCAACCCAAUCGCACAGGUUUCCCGAGCCGGCUACGUGCUCACCGCCGUCGUUGGUUUGCUUGUUGCGCUUCAAGUGCAAGGAAGCACGGUGUAUCGGUCCACGAUUCUUUACCUCAUCCAAGCUCUGACGUAUGCGGGAAAUAUCUACUUCUCCUUGGCCGGCACCGGCUGGAUGGAGCACCUGGUCAAACGAGCUCAAUCGCGGAUAGACUUCAGCAUCGACAUCUUCUCGCCUGCUCUAGACCUCGAUAAGCAUGCGAAGCGGCGCAUUUGGCAAGAGACACUCUCCACUCUGCUCCUAUGCGCACGCCCUUAUCACAUGCGUCCCGGCAAAGUAGUUGCCUUUUCCAUCGCGGACGAUUGGCCACCCUACAUGCUGUGGUUCGAGGGCUCGCCGGCUGAGCGACAUGUCGAGAACCUUAAGAUCCUCAAGGCGAUUGGCAGCGACACUUAUCGAGAGCAAGUUGACCUCCUGCGCAAUGGCGAAAACGCGGCACGUCUCACUGCAGUGAUGGACGCAAUCCAGUACCGAAUAGCUGGUCCGGAUGCGUAUUGGCGGCCCACCAAGCCACCAUUCCCCGUUGGCGUCUCUUCGUGGUUUGGAAAGGCUUUCCUAGUGCCAUUUCCACCGACGCUGGUCAUGCGGUACGACCAAGUCCAGGGAGACGAGACCGUGCAGCUCAGGACUCUGGAGGAGCUCGAGCUCUUCGUGGCACAAAAUGAAGAUCCAGAGGUGCUGUCUCGUCGUUGGGUGCGGACAGCUCUACGUGCACUGGACGGUCAGCUAGUUCAAGCUCCUCACACUGAAGUGAUGCAGAUCGGCGGCCGUCUUCCUUCGUCUGAGAGUUUCUUGCAAAGGCGACGAAGCCGCGUACGGGCGGCACUCGGUUUAGGUCCUCGUCAAGGUUCAGGCGAAUUCACCCUCGCGUGUCCGACCUCGUACGAGACUGGCACCCUUCGCAUCGCUCGGAGGGAGCUCGGUUGGCAGGGAGGCCCGCACAACUUUGCUUCCGGGUUCGAAGUGACAGUCACCUAUGCCGAGGGCACCCGGCAAGACCCUGAAGGCCUUACUCGAGUCCGCAAAGCCCUGACGGUCGAUGGUACGACGGCGUUCGGGUUACACGACGACUUUAGACUCACUUCCGAUUUGGUGCGCUUCUUGCGUGCCAAUGAGCACAUCGUUCAUGCGCAUCGAGACAAUGUCGAGCGGAAGCUACAACAGUACCGAGAUGGCUAUGCCACUGAGGCUAUCCGCAAAAGAGAGACGCUCGACUAUGCUUUCCUGACGGACGUCUUUGACGCACCAACGUUGGACCGCGUUCAGCUGCGUCAGACUUUGAGGUUGGUGACCCGAGAUACUUCAGUGCAGCACCUCCCGCGCCAGUACAGAGCGGCAAUGACCCUGCUUCACGAGCGACUGAUGCACGUCAAUCAGAGCCCUGUCCACAAAUGGUGGUGGCUCUUCUGGGACGACCUCUGGCGUCAAAAUGGACGCGACUACAGCCAAUUACGACGACAUCGCCGUGCCUUGUGCCCACACUUCCCCUCUAGCAUCGCCUAUCAGCCAAUGCCCCGCGCCGAAUUGGAGCGCUUUCUGGAUCAACGCGGAUUGUGGCAACGUCAGGGAGCGAGGGGCGUCAUCAACCGCGGCUUACUGAACCGCCUGUAUUUCUAUCUCAAUAUGAUCGUCUUCGCUCGGACACGCUCGUGGAUCAAGACUCACACCAUGAAAGACCAGCCUAAUCCUUUUGCCGACCCACCUCUCUUGCCGGCCAGUGCGACAUCGGAGCGGAUUGCUCGGCACCGAAGCGAUGCAGCGGUACGCGUCGCUCUCGGUACCGUUCGGGCCGACGGACGUGUCGAGGUAGAGGAGCACGAUAUCAACACAAUUGACUCUAGUCUGGACCCUAUGUCUCAUUUUACGGGUGGCGGAACUAAUCACGACGGCAGCAACAUCAUCGAGAGACCCGCCUGGCCUUGGGCCGAGCAAAGGCUUGGUGGUCGACCGCUCCUCACCCGCUCCGAGCGCAUAUGGUGAGCUGUGGAAAAGCACAUUGAUACUAGCAUUUCCCAAACUCACCAGCCUCCUUCUUCUAUUGCCAGGGACCGCGUCAUGGAGUGGCUCGCUCUCCAGCCAUACAAGGUGAACGCUCAUUUGCGGACGCUGUAUCUAUACCUUGAUCUGGUAGAUGGACCAAACGGGUCAAGAUACGAGCUUCCUGGCACGCAUCAGGAAUCUGCGUUUGCCGAGCGGGUCGCAGAAGAAUUACCCCGCACCUAUCCGAAGAUAGAAGAAACCGCAGAGGAAAUCGCCUUGGAUCGUCUGUCUCGCCAUAUUUGA
Ceraceosorus bombacis is the source of this 5330-nucleotide messenger RNA. NCBI's taxonomy places the organism in Eukaryota, Fungi, Basidiomycota, Exobasidiomycetes, Ceraceosorales, Ceraceosoraceae. The record is from the annotation of a GenBank genome assembly.